Messenger RNA from Ooceraea biroi (clonal raider ant), 690 nucleotides. RefSeq names its product Uxt prefoldin-like subunit (gene Uxt). Gene Ontology annotation, biological process: negative regulation of transcription by RNA polymerase II; positive regulation of transcription by RNA polymerase II. Gene Ontology annotation, molecular function: transcription corepressor activity. Gene Ontology annotation, cellular component: mediator complex. The record is from RefSeq and is a predicted model, not a curated record. NCBI's taxonomy places the organism in Eukaryota, Metazoa, Arthropoda, Insecta, Hymenoptera, Formicidae.
UUCGAGCUUCUUGAAAGUCCCGUCGAACUAAGAGAGUCGCACAAUGUUUGACACGAUCACGAAGUAAUGGAAAAAUGUAUACAUGUUUGUCAGAAAGAUUUUGCAACGCGAUUUUAUAAGCUGGAAUCUAAGACUUUAAUGAAAGCGAAAAUCUAAUUAAUUAUGGAGCCGCAAAUUCACCAAAAGGUUGUGCAGUUUGAGACGUUUGUGAACGAGGUGUUAAAAGAAGAUCUCAAACAAUUGGAAAACAAGCUCGAUGCGAAAAAUGCUGACAUUGCCGAAUUUUUGCAAUUGCAAUCAGUGAUAACGACAUUCCAGAAUACGAAUAUGAACAAAACCGGUUUUAAUACCAAGAUCGAUAUUGGACAUAACUUUUUUAUGCAAGCACACGUUACAGAUGUUUCAGAGAUCUUAUUGAAUAUCGGUUUAGGGAUUUAUGUCGAAUUCACGUUGGAUGAAGCCCUCACGUUUAUAAAUGUACGGAGCAAGUUGCUAGAACGACAAGUUGCUAAUUUGCGAAAAGCGAUUGCCAUGACCAAUGCUCACAUUAAAUUAAUACUUCUUGCGAUAGGAGAGUUACAAGGAAUCGGAGAAAACGUUUCAAAGGAAUAAAACUUAUUGUAAUUAAUAAAGUAAAUUAAUAUUUAUUGUAAUUAAUAAGAUACAGAUUAAAGUGGCUGUCACUCUCAG